This is a messenger RNA of Theileria orientalis strain Shintoku, 1701 nucleotides long. RefSeq lists its product as hypothetical. The transcript is spliced from 8 exons. The coding region runs from base 1 to 1701 and encodes 566 amino acids. The record is from RefSeq and is a predicted model, not a curated record. NCBI's taxonomy places the organism in Eukaryota, Apicomplexa, Aconoidasida, Piroplasmida, Theileriidae.
AUGAUUUUAACAAGAUUCUAUUCCAAUUAUACUCAAAGUUGCAGUUCUUCCUAUAAAAACCUAUCAAAAUUGUCUUUGAAGGUAUAUUACUUUCAGGAAAUUUCUAAGCUUGUUUCAGCCAGGAAUAAUACACAGCCUUCCAAUCAUAAUUUUGAAAAAAUAAGGAAUCUCUACCCUGUCGACCAUCACACAUUCAAUGAGAACGACCUGAAACAACUUUCUCAUGAUAUUAGCAAGAGUAUAAAUGAGUUGAGUCCAUCGCAGCUGCUAGCAACAGCAAUUUCGUACAAUAAUCUCCCUAAUGUGGGCAAAAAUGAAUGGAAAAGACUGUGUAAUGCAGUACUGAAGCAGGCCUAUGGAAACUGCUACAAUAUAAACGCCGUUUCUCCGAGCCAUGUGUCAAUGAUUUUGUACUCGUAUGCUAAAAGGUUUAAGAAUCAGAUUCCGAUAACGUACAAGCUUCUGAAGACUUCAAUAAAGUCAACUGGGUCGCUGAAUGAAAGGGAUAUAUCAAUGAUAUUGUACUAUAUGGGUAGAACUAAAUGUGUGCCAAGGUCAUUAAACAGCCCGGAUCACGUGAAAAACGCACAAAUAUUGAGAGCCAUCGCACUCUGUUUGUCCAAAGAAGGUGGCAACAAGAUGGUUAAGUUCACUCCCAGCGGAUUGGUCUCAGUUGUUUACAACUUCACGCAAAUAGGGAUGAUUCCAUGGUCGCUCAUGUAUCACGCCUGUAACUUAAUUAAGAAAAGGGCACACAAGUUGGAUUCAAAAUCCAUUGGAUUUCAUGCUAGGUCACUGACUUUGUUAAAUAUUAGGGACAAAGUAACAAUGGAAACAUUUAUAUCAUCACUGAAUAAACACAAAAACAUACCCGUGCCAACCAUCAGUUCAAUAAUAUAUUCGUUGUCAAGGUUAAAAUAUAGGCCGAGGAGUGAUUUAGAAUAUCUACUGGAUUUAACUAGAAGAUCGAUGGCCUUGUUUGAUGACAGGAACAUGGCGGUAACAGUAUAUUCAAUGGGACAAUUAGGCAUAAAAUCGGAAGAAAUAUUUGAAUCAGUGUCAGUGUUUUUAAAGGACCGUAUUGAUUAUCAAUCGGCUCAGCAUCUGUCAAUGUUUAUCAGAGGAUACUCUAAGCUGGGAAUAUACGACAGCUCUGCAAUUCAGUUGAUAGUGGAGCAUUCGUUAAAGUUACUGACUGGUUUCACUUUACAGCAAAUAGUGUGUUUGAUGGACAGUUUGGUGGUUUUGGGCUACUUCAAUGAAUCUGCAUUCACCAGCUUUUUAAAUUAUUUCUGUUCAUUUUCAUCGGAUGAGUUGACUGAUUAUCUGCUGAACCAAGUGAAUAGGAUAGUAUAUAGCAUUAAGUUGGAGCAGCCUGAGUAUGCUUUAAAAGCACCUAAGUACAUAAUACCUCUGUUUGAUCAAUACCAGGGGCAGUUCAUAAUUAAGGAUUCGAGCGAGGGCAGUAAUGAAUCGCUCUAUCGGACCUUGAAGGAGACGGGAAUAAGUUACAGGGCAUCUGAGAAGAUAGGACCAUACACACCUGAUGCGGUUCUAGAUAACAAUGUGUCUUUGGAAAUACUCUCCAAGGGGUCCACAUGUCCCGUUACCAACUCAGUUUUGGGGUCGUCUAAAAUGGUAAAGAGGCACAUGAAGCUGCUGGGCUACAACCAUAUACAAAUUAACAGGAAUGAAUGGUAG